Molecule: messenger RNA, 1703 nt
Organism: Anoplophora glabripennis (Asian longhorned beetle)
Lineage: Eukaryota; Metazoa; Arthropoda; Insecta; Coleoptera; Cerambycidae
Exons: 11
Coding region: 66-1565 (499 amino acids)
Biological process (GO): xylulose metabolic process; glucose metabolic process
Molecular function (GO): L-xylulose reductase (NADPH) activity; carbonyl reductase (NADPH) activity
Source: RefSeq, a predicted model, not a curated record
UACGACGUAAUUCUAGUUGUAUCAAGCGAUUUAGGUACCAAACUGGUUUAUUAAAAAAUAGAGCAAUGGAUAUUUCCUUCAAAGGGAAAAGAGCUUUAAUAACUGGAGCAUCCAGAGGUAUUGGAAAAUCCAUUGCGGUAAAACUGAACAAACUAGGUGCUGAAGUUGUGGCUGUUGGAAGAUCCGAAACACACUUAGCUUCAUUGCAGAGUGAAAAUCCUUCCAUCCAAGUCGUCAAACUAGAUAUAACCGAUUGGAAUGCAACUAAAACCGCAUUAAGCAACGUAGGACCCAUCGACUUAUUGGUGAAUAGUGCUGGAGAAGGUUUCAUUAAACCCUUAGAAGAUUUGGAUGAAGAAGACAUAGACAGAAUUUUCGAUCUGAACGUGAAGGCUCUUAUAAACAUCACUCAACUGGUCGUCCAAGACUUGAUAAAAAGGAAUGCCUCAGGGUCCAUAGUUAACAUGUCAUCCCAAGCGGGCCUCGUGGGACUUUUACACCACACUGUAUAUUGCGCAAGUAAAGGCGCUGUAGACGCCUUUACAAGAGCGUGUGCUUUGGAGCUCGGUUCUAGGAACAUCAGGGUGAAUUCCGUGAAUCCCACGGUUGUUAUGACUGAAAUGGGAAGGAAGUGGUGGAGUGACCCAAGCAGGGGCGAGUCUAUGUUGGCAAAAAUUCCGUUGGGAAGAUUUUGUGAAGUGCAAGAAGUUGUGGAUGCAGUGGUUUUUCUUCUGAGUGACAAAUCUGGGAUGAUAACUGGAUCUUGUUUGGCUUUGGACGGUGGAUUCACCACAACUUAUUGCUUGGCUAGAAUUGAUUUUUGGGGCGAAAUGGAGAUUAAUUUUGCAGGUAAACGGGCUCUGGUUACAGGUGCCAGUCAAGGAAUUGGAAGAGACAUAGUCAAACAGUUGGUCAAAUGUGGAGCUAAAGUUGUUGCUGUGGCAAGAAAUAAAGACCUGUUAGUUUCAUUGAAACAGGAGGUUCCAUCUAUAGAAAUCAUUCCCUUAGAUCUAUCAGACUGGAAAAAGACUGAAGAAGGUUUGAAGGGUAUUGGAGCAAUAGAUCUAUUAGUCAAUAAUGCCGGCCUUGCCAUUUUAGGACCUCUUACAGAAGUUAAAGAAGAAGACGUAGACAGACUCUUUGCUAUAAAUGUUAAGUCACUCAUCCAAGUGACCAAAAUCGUAGUCAAAGAUCUCUUAGCAAGAAACACACCAGGGUCCAUAGUAAACAUUUCGUCCCAAGCCUCAUUAGUGGGUUUGAACAACCACACAGUAUACUGCGCUACUAAGGGCGCUGUAGACGCCUUCACCAGAGCUGUUGCUUUGGAAUACGGUCCCAGAAAUAUCAGGAUAAAUUCUGUCAAUCCGACGGUCAUCAUGACCGAUAUGGGUAAACUGGGAUGGUCAGAUCCAAAAGUUGCCGGUCCUAUGUUGGAGAAAAUCCCCUUGAGACGAUUUGGAGAAGUUAGCGAAGUUGUAGACGCUGUGACAUACUUACUCAGUGACAGAUCCAGCAUGAUAACAGGCACAUGUUUACCAAUUGAUGGUGGCUAUGUAUCUUCAUAAUUUCCAAUGAAAUACAACACAAAUAUCCAGUAAUAUAACCUAACCUUCGAUGUUAAGAUUUAUAAUACGUUGAAUAUGAGGAUUUAAUAUGAGAUUAUGUUUAUAUCAACAAAUAUAGUUUUCAAUUUUGUUAACAUA